UACAGAUGUGAUCAGUGUGUAAAGACCUACAACAGAAAAUGGGACCUUAAUGACCACACAAGAACCCACACUGGAGAAAAACCUUACAGAUGUGAUCACUGUGGUAAACGUUACAUGAAUAAAUGGCUCCUUAAUAACCACAUAAGAACCCACACUGGAGAAAGACCUUACAGCUGUGAUCAGUGUGGUAAAACUUUCAUGAAUAAAUGGCACCUUAAUUACCACACAAGAACCCACACUGGAGAAAGACCUUACAGCUGUGAUCAGUGUGGUAAAACUUUCAUGAAUAAAUGGCACCUUAAUAACCACACAAAAAUUCACACUGGAGAAAAACCCUACAGAUGUGAUAAGUGUGAAAAUACCUACCACAGAAGUUGGAACCUUAAUCGCCACAUGAAAACCCACAAUGGAGAACAGCCUAGAUGUGACCAGUGUGGAAGAUCCUUCACUCGUAAGUCUGACCUGAACAAGCACAUGACAAUUCACACUGGAGAAAAGCCUUACAGAUGUGAUCAUUGUGGAAAGUGUUUUAGUUGUAAUAUCCUUCUCGAUGAGCACAUUACAAUACACACUGGAGAAAAACCUUUCAGAUGUGAUCAGUGUGGAAAGACCUACACCAGAAGUUGGGACCUUAAUGAGCACAUAAGAACCCACACUGGAGAACAGACUACAUGUGAUCAGUGUGGAAAAACCUUCACUCGUAAGUCUGAUCUGAAAAAGCACAUGACAAUUCACACUGGAGAAAAACCUUACAGAUGUGAUCACUGUGGAAAGUGUUUUAGUCGUAAUUUCCUUCUUAAUGAGCACAUUACAAUACACACUGGAGAAAAACCUUUCAGAUGUGAUCAGUGUGGAAAGACCUACACCAGAAGUUGGGACCUUAAUGAGCACAUAAGAACCCACAAUGGAGAACAGACUACAUGUGAUCAGUGUGGAAAAACCUUCACUCUUAAGUGUGACCUGAAAAAGCACAUGAAAAUUCACACUGGAGAAAAACCUUACAGCUGCGAUCAGUGUGAAAAGACCUUCAAGAAGAAAGUCCAGCUUAAGGUUCACACAAGAUUUCAUACUGGAGAAAAGCUUUACAUAUGUGAUCAGUGUGGAAAUUAUUUUAUUCAUAAGUUUGGACUUAACAGGCACAUGAGAAUUCACACUAAAGAAAGGCCUUAAAAAGCCCCUACUAUGCUGGUUUUCACAUUUGAAGAGUUCAGAUGCAAAACCACUAAACGCCACCUUGGUCAAAGAGUUAAUGAUAUUAACCGAAAGCUCUUGGCAUGUAUUAUACGUUCAUCAAAUACUUCUGCUUCAAAUUUGCUUAUUAACAUCCUCAGACCAUUCAGAAAUACUGGUUUGUUUCCAGAAUCCAUUAAAAGUCUGAUAGAAAUGCUCAUUUACAAGAAAAGACAUCAGGGUGGUUCCAGACCUUUUUUAGGGGGGACUUCAGCCACCCUACAAUUAUUAAGUCUAUUAAACCAUCAAAUAGUUAGAGUGAACAAACAAACUUGGCAAGUAACAAACUGAGUGCACUCACAAAUUUUGUAUAUGAUUAUGAAACAUACAAAUUAGAUUAGACUAUAUUCAACAUUCAAUGACAUGUUUGCUUUUAUAGAUGCAUAUAUAAUGUUUAUAUAAAGUUUAUAUAUAUAUGAAGGUCAAACACUACAGGCAAAAUAGCUACUCUUGAGCAUACUGGUCAAGUUAUAGUUUUUGGGUUAUUUUGCUUCUAUAACAUGUAUAAUUAAACACCGAUAAUAUUAAAAUGUCUAAAGCGCACAUUAAAGGUGCAGUGAAUCAGUAGUUUUUAUUGUUUUAUACUGUUGUCUGAGAUCUACUUAUGAUGAAUGCAUGGUUUUUACAUUCAAAAACAUCAAAAUAAAUAAGAAAUAGGGUUUUUUGUCCCCUAGAUUUGAGGCUUACUCCUGAAACUGAUGCAGCGACUGUGUUCUUCCACAACCAGGCACGGUACAAUAUUUUGCAGCCUUAAACGUCAUGUUUGUUGUAUGGACUAUUUGGUUUAUGCAAACCAGUGGUUGGGGCUUCCGAAUUAGACAUUAAGUGGAGGGGUGUUUAAAAAUCGACUGCUUUGUCGUAACUUGGCACAUUCCUGAACCUGCCAUUUUCUGGGCUUGGUGUCAUUAUAUAUAAAUUUGUUUUUUGAGUCAAUUAUGAAAAUAGUUUGUGAAGACCAAAAUAAGAAUGUUUUCGUGCACUCGUUUUUUGCUUAAUAUACAGAAAAUACUUCUUAAGUACUUAUUAAAAUUAAUUUAAUAACAUGGAAGUUACUCCGUGCUAUUUUGAGACACCAUGAAAAUGAAUUUAAAUGUGCUAAAAAUGUAUUUAAAAUAUUUAUUUUGGUACCAUUUUUAGUAAACUUGAACUCAUCUUUCAAACAAAGAUGGGUUCAAGUUUACUACAAGUGGUAACCUAAUACAUUUUUAAAGGGACACUCGUUUGAUUUGUACCAUUUUGGAAUAAAUUCAGCCGAUCUCCGGGUCUGGCGCUACCACUUUUAGCAUAGCUUAGCAUAAUCCAUUGAAUCUGAUUAGACCAUUAGCAUCGCGCUCAAAAAUAACCAAAGAGUUUUGAUAUUUUUACCAUUUAAAACUUGACUCUUCUGUAGUUACAUCAUGUACUAAGACCGAUGGAAAAUUAAAAGUUGCAAUUUACUGGGCCGAUAUUGCUAGGAACUAUACUCUCAUUCUGGCGUAAUAAUCAAGGACUUUGCUGCCGUAACAUGGCUGAUGCAGGCACAAUGAU
Paramisgurnus dabryanus is the source of this 2757-nucleotide messenger RNA. The record is from RefSeq and is a predicted model, not a curated record. Lineage: Eukaryota; Metazoa; Chordata; Actinopteri; Cypriniformes; Cobitidae.